Nicotiana tabacum (common tobacco) is the source of this 704-nucleotide messenger RNA. The record is from RefSeq and is a predicted model, not a curated record. NCBI's taxonomy places the organism in Eukaryota, Viridiplantae, Streptophyta, Magnoliopsida, Solanales, Solanaceae.
UGGACUUCUUGAUAUGUUCACUCUCUUAUCCGCAAAAAAAAAAAAAACAUAGCCGGGAAAGAAGGCGUAUCGACAUGAGCAGGCUUGCUGUAUUACCCAUUCAAAGCCCCUGCUCCUCUUCCACUGCCUCUAUUUGCCAUUGGGCUCCGCGUUUAAGGAGGAAGGCGCAUUUGAGAAGAAAGGCGACAGUAUUCUGCUCUGCUGAUGAAGUGGAUUUUAAGGUGCUCACUUCUGUCACAAGUAGUUAUAAUAACAUAGUUAUCCUCGACACUCCCGACUCACGUGUGCUGCUUCUCGACUCUUCCAAUAAUGUGCAUAGCAUUCUUCACAAGGGAAAGAAGUGGACUGAUGCAUAUUGGGAUGAGUUUGCCACCUUGCCGGCCAUUGUUCCAAGGGGUCCAAUUGCAAUUUUUGGCUUGGGGGGCGCAACUGCUGCACAUUUGAUGCUUGAACUAUGGCCUUCUUUGCAGCUUGUUGGAUGGGAGAUAGAUGAAAUUUUGAUUGAAAAAGCAAGAGAAUAUCUUGGGCUUUCUGAUCUGGAGAAACAUAAUGAAGGUGGUGGUGUAUUGGAAGUUCAUAUUGGAGAUGUAUUUUCUCCAUCUGUUACUAUUCCUGGAGGUUAUGCAGGUAUAAUAGUUGAUUUGUUUUCUGAUGGAAAGGUUUUGCCCCAACUGCAAGAGGUAUGCUCAAGUGCACAAUUUUGA